AUUACCGUUUAGAAACCACAGAUAGCGUGCAUCCAUUAACUGAUCAGAAAUAAACCAUCCGCGUGUUAAUUUUACGUAUUAAAUAGUAAAAGAUAAAUGAGGAAAGCAGAGAAACCUUUGUUGGAAUAAACUUUAAAAAGCCAACAAGCACUCCAGGCGACAGUGCGUCAUUUCUCCGCCCGCUUUAUACAUAUACAUGAGCCUAGCGCAGCAACGUACCCUUGCGCGAUGACGCAAUACGACAACUGCGGGUCCCGAUUGCUGCAACCGCUUGUCAGUGUGACGAAGAUUGGCACUCAGGUUGGCCAUCUGUCCCAGGUUUCUAUAAUGCACCAGUGCUGGCAGUGAACGUGAUGGCAACCCAGGCGGUUUCCAUAGACAAAUACCCCAAAGGGGAGCAGCAGAUGCGAAGUGUGGUAACUGUAGACUGCAACUCAGAAUCGAAGUUUGAAGGAACAUUGGUUGAAGUGUCCAAUCCAGUUUGCACUGAAUCACAGACAUCCAUGGAUGCAGACAAAGCAUCUAUAUAUCGACACCCCCUGUUCCCUUUGUUGGCCCUGCUUUUUGAGAAGUGUGAGCAGUCCACACUAAGCUCUGAAUGCAUCACCUCAGCCAGCUUUGACGUGGACAUUGAGAAUUUUGUCCGCAGUCAGGAAAAAGAGGGGAAGCCCUUCUUUAGUGAGGACCCUGAACUUGACAACUUGAUGGUGAAAGCCAUCCAAGUGCUACGGAUCCAUUUGCUGGAGCUUGAAAAGGUGAGUGACCUAUGUAAGGACUUUUGCAGCCGCUACAUCGCCUGCCUCAAGACUAAGAUGAAUAGUGAGACCCUUCUAAGUGGAGACCCAGGAAGCCCAUACUCUCCAGUGCAAAGCCAAGCACAGAACUUCUCACCCACAAAGAUUCAGACACCAAGCUCCAUCUUGGGCACCACCAGUCCCCAGGGUCAAAUUGUGGUGCCAGCUUCAGCACUGCAACAAGGGAAUGUUACUGUUACAGCUGUCAACCCCACCCAAGUAGUCACAGGAAGUGCAGUUUAUCAACCAGUAACGGUUGUCACUCCUCAGGGCCAGGUGGUCACACAGGCCCUUUCUCCUGGAACAAUACGGGUCCAAAACAAUCAGGUUGGCUGUUGGUUCUUCAGAAACAUGUUUUUGUUAAAGCAGCUGAACCAAAUGAGGAGAAAGCCUAGGUUUAGGUUGUGCAGCUCUCACCAGAUGUGGCUUCUGCUCUGUGACUCUCACCAGCCCCACCUGGUGAGAGUCACAGACCCCCACCAGCUCUGUGACUCUCACCAGCUUCAGCUGCAGUUUCAUCAGGAUUUGAACCUCUUCAAUCACGACGAAAACUCGACAAAGAAUAAACGGGGUGUCCUACCCAAACAUGCCACCAAUGUCAUGCGCUCUUGGCUCUUCCAACAUAUUGGGCAUCCUUAUCCAACAGAAGAUGAAAAGAAACAGAUUGCCAGUCAAACAAAUCUGACACUUCUGCAAGUCAACAACUGGUUCAUAAAUGCACGGAGACGGAUCUUGCAGCCAAUGUUGGAUGCUAGUUCUUCGGAGACCCCCAAAACCAAGAAGAAAACGCCCCAAAACCGCCCACUGCAGCGCUUCUGGCCUGACUCCAUUGCUGCUGGGGGAGGCACUCAUCAGCAGGUUACCAUGCCUGAUGGUACAAUGGUGACAAUGAACAUGGAGGGUCUGCAGAGCCUUACAUCAGAUGGAGCCACCCUGGCAGUACAGCAAGUAAUGCUGGCAGGCCACAGUGAAGACGAGUCAGGUGAUAGUGGGGAAGAUGACGAUGCAGACAUGACUGGGCUGGGCCUGGACAACAGCGACUCAUUGCAGUAAAAGCUUACACACUGAUCUACACUUGGAAGGCAUGUGUAAAUGCAGACACAUUAGGUUUACAUCGAGCACAAAUCCACAGAUGUCCAUGAACAGUCCUGUGCUCUUCCAGCUGACUUCCAGUCUGUGCUGCAUCUGUGUACAUCAGGAGUUUCACUUCAGAAACAGUUUUUUAACAAGUUUAUUUCUGUAGGCGAGUGCACUUUUUUCUAUAUUUAAGCUGAAAAGAUUAAAUCAGACAGAAAAUGUGUUAAAACACAAGAAACAAGUUUGUAUUUACUGUUAUUAAUAGGCUUUUUGGUUUAUUUUGGUCUUUGUCUCCAGCUGAAUUCUGAUUUCUUGUUUGGAUGCCAACAUUUAGAAGUUGUAUAUGUAAUGGUUUGUCUUUAUUUUUUGCAUGGCUGUGUUUUGACUAGAUGUACGCAUUCUGCUGACUUUAUCCCCAGUUCUCACAUGGGCUGAUUGGGGAGAGGAAAAAAAGUAGAUACGCUUAUUUUUCUAUACAACCAUGAAAUUAGUGUUUUUGUUUUUCACUUUUGUGUUGUGUUUUGUAAGGGAUAUUUAUGUACAGGUUCCUAAUGAAAAAUAGCAGCCCUGUUUUUCAGGGCUCUUUAAAGUGAAAAAAAAUUGAAAUAAAAGUUGAAUGCUGAUUAAAAUUGCUAUUUAAAUUGGUUUUAAACUCAAAAGACUAACACGGCCUUAUUAUGUGUUCCUUUGAUAAAGACCUGCUGUCAAGAAGCACAAACAUUGACCGUUUGAAUAUUUGAUGAAAAAGACACUAUAAUACAGAACAGAGUUGUAAAAAGAUUGAAGACUGUGUGCUACAGCCUUAUAGUUAUCUGAAGAAGUAAUCUUGCAUAGUAACUUGGGUGUUGCACUCAUGUUUUUUUAAUCCAGCUCCACAUACCCACCUUGUGUAUACUAUGCAUUACGUCUUUGAAUUAUUUCACAGUAGUACCUUUGGCAUGAGCUUGUCAAAUGCACAAUUGAGAACACUAUGCUAUCUACACAAUCACAGGGUCUGAGGCUGAAACCUGUGGAAAGACACGAUCCACAGUGAAUCACACCAAGAAGGAGCAGUGGACAUUUUGGAUGCAGUCAUUGUUUAUUUCUUUGUGUUGCUUUUACUACAUGGACAAAAGAGUUUCAGUGUUCGCACCUUGCAAGAAGAACUUGGACAAAGACAGCAUUAAAUAGUCUACUGUCACCACACAUUCAUGUAAUAAGGUAUUCAAAAUGUUUCCAUCAAGCUGUUGUUACUCCACAAAUUGGGGUGCCUCUUGUCUAAAUCAUGGUAAAUUUGUACUGAACAAUAGUUGCAGUGAUCUAGUUUAAAUCGGUCUUGUUAGUUAGACAAUUGGCUAAGACCAUGUGACCUCGCAGAGCUGUUUUUCAUUUGGGGUUUUUCACACUGCUCUUGUUUGUUUUGCCUUAGAGCUUUCUAUUUUGGAAUAAAGAAUGCCCCACUGUU
Messenger RNA from Girardinichthys multiradiatus, 3315 nucleotides. It is a transcript of the gene pknox1.1, whose product is annotated as pbx/knotted 1 homeobox 1.1. Lineage: Eukaryota; Metazoa; Chordata; Actinopteri; Cyprinodontiformes; Goodeidae. The coding region runs from base 354 to 1847 and encodes 497 amino acids. The transcript is spliced from 12 exons. Gene Ontology annotation, molecular function: DNA-binding transcription factor activity, RNA polymerase II-specific; RNA polymerase II cis-regulatory region sequence-specific DNA binding. The record is from RefSeq and is a predicted model, not a curated record. Gene Ontology annotation, biological process: angiogenesis; regulation of transcription by RNA polymerase II.